Molecule: messenger RNA, 390 nt
Organism: Hyalella azteca
Lineage: Eukaryota; Metazoa; Arthropoda; Malacostraca; Amphipoda; Hyalellidae
Exons: 2
Coding region: 1-390 (129 amino acids)
Source: RefSeq, a predicted model, not a curated record
AUGAUAAUGAACUACGUCCACAGUUAUACGGCUUGUGACCUCGCGUACCAGGCUAGUUACCAUGUGUACCAGACUAGUGACCUCGCGUACCAGGCUAGUUACCUCGCGUACCAGGCUAGUGACCUCGCGUACCAGGCUAGUUACCAUGUGUACCAGACUAGUGACCUCGCGUACCAGGUUAGUUACCUCGCGUACCAGGCUAGUGACCUCGCGUACCAGGCUAGUUACCAUGUGUACCAGACUAGUGACCUCGCGUACCAGGCUAGUGACCUCGCGUACCAGGCUAGUGACCUCGCGCACCAGGCUAGUGACCUCGCGUACCAGGCUAGUGACCUCGCGUACCAGGCUAGUGACCGGUUUCUGGGGUUAAUAGCGAGUAUCGGCCAGUAG